Molecule: messenger RNA, 1380 nt
Organism: Bipolaris zeicola 26-R-13
Lineage: Eukaryota; Fungi; Ascomycota; Dothideomycetes; Pleosporales; Pleosporaceae
Exons: 6
Coding region: 1-1380 (459 amino acids)
Biological process (GO): transsulfuration
Molecular function (GO): pyridoxal phosphate binding; transferase activity, transferring alkyl or aryl (other than methyl) groups
Source: RefSeq, a predicted model, not a curated record
AUGGCAGAAGAACUCUCCAAGAACUUUGAGACGCUGCAACUGCAUGCCGGCCAUACACCAGAUAAGGAGACCAACUCUCGUGCUGUGCCCAUCUAUGCCUCCACUUCCUUCACAUUCAACGACAGCGCUCACGGUGCCCGACUCUUCGGCCUCAAAGAGUUUGGCAACAUCUAUAGCCGAAUUGGAAACCCAACCGUUGGUGUCUUUGAGCAGAGGGUCGCCGCGCUCGAAGGUGGUGUCGCUGCGCUUGCAACUUCAUCUGGACAGGCCGCGCAGUUUAUCGCUAUUUCUGCUCUAGCACAUGCUGGUGACAACAUUAUCGCAACUUCAAAUCUAUACGGAGGCACAUACAACCAGCUCAAGGUCUUUUUCCCACGUUUGGGCAUAAAAACAAAGUUCAUCAACGGAGACAAGCCCGAGGACUUCAAGGCUGCCAUUGAUGACAAGACAAAGGCCAUCUACCUCGAGAGCAUCGGAAACCCAAAGUACAACAUUCCCGAUUUCGAAAAGAUUGUCGCGAUUGCGCAUGAGGCUGGUGUUCCGGUAGUGGUCGAUAACACCUUUGGCGCAGGUGGAUACUUUGUCAGGCCCAUUGAUCACGGCGCUGACAUUGUUGUACACUCUGCUACAAAGUGGAUUGGAGGGCAUGGAACCACCAUUGGCGGUGUCAUUGUCGAUAGCGGAAAGUUUGAUUGGGGCAAGCACAGCAAGCGCUUUCCGCAAAUGAUCGAGCCAUCAGAAGGCUACCAUGGGCUCAAAUUCUGGGAAACAUUUGGCCCAAUAACAUUUAUCAUCAGAGCUCGUGUUGAAAUCCAGAGAGAUUUAGGUGCCGCACUGAACCCAUUUGCUGCGCAACAGCUUCUCCUUGGUAUCGAGACGCUUUCCCUUAGAGCUGAGCGACAUGCAUAUAACGCGCUCAAGCUAGCCAAAUGGCUGGAGAGCAACGAGAAUGUGAGCUGGGUCUCAUACCCAGGCCUCGAGAGCCACCCAUCUCACCAGCUAGCCAAGAAGUACCUGCCGCGUGGUUACGGAGGUGUCCUGUCGUUUGGUGUGACAGGAGGUGGCAAAGCAGGAUCCCAGGUCGUGGACAACUUCAAGCUCAUUUCCAACUUGGCAAACGUUGGCGAUUCAAAGACAUUGGCUAUCCAUCCUUGGACCACAACACACGAGCAAUUGAGCGACGAGGAAAAGCUGAGUUCCGGUGUUACCGAGGAUCUUAUCCGAAUUUCGGUUGGCACCGAACACAUUGACGACAUCAUUGCGGAUUUCGAGCAGUCAUUCAAGAAAUCGGCGACAAAGCCCGAGGAAGAGGGCAAUCCAGAGAACGCGGGCAAGACUGGUGAAGGCGAAACUCCUGCGUCGUUGUCUGGUGCGACGUAG